GAUAGAGACGAUCGAUGUGCCAACCAGCGCUUUCCACCUGGACUCGAGGCUGGAGAAGUGUUGAUGCUAUUCAGCAAACUCUUUAGAGGCACCACCGUCGCCUGCAACCAGUCAGCAGUCAGUAGGAUAGCCCUCACUUGAAGAAUUUGCGCGUCGUCGGCAAGUGUUUGUCAGCAUGCCCAAGUUUAACGCCAAAGAGGUGGAUCUACCUCCGUUCGAGAUCACCCCCGAACGCAGGGUGGCUCUGCUUGCCGAGGUGGAUGCAGUCGUGCAAAACACGCUCGAACUGCGCAGUGCCUUUGCAGCGGGCGGACGUCAACUUGACACGUCCGCCUGGAAGCUCGUCAAAACCAUGGACGACGUCCGCGCGUACCGUUCGCGUCGCGCGCUGCACGGCGUCGCGGAGCACACGGAUUCACGGGCCGAUACGGCCGACGUGGUCUCUAGAUCUUCGUCCUCAAACUCCAGCUCGCAGCGUUCAACCAUGGACAAGAUUGCCAGCCUCGUGUCGUCCACCUCAUCAGGUAGCGAAAACCAGUACCGCAAACAGAAGAAGUCGGCCCGACCGCCCGCCGUCGUCAUCUCCGGCGUCAUUGACGGAACGGCGGAGGACGCGGCGUUGGGUAUGCUGGCCGACACGGAGAUGAACGCCAAGAUGCGCGAGUCGUACCUGGGCACGGAGCUGGAAGACGCGCGUCUUCUUGCGGUGCUGGUGCGCCCGACACCCCAGGACCCACUCAACUUCAUCGGCCUCAAGUGGGGGUUGCAGUCGUACGGCCGUUUCAGUCAGGCCCGCGACUUCGUGUUCCUCGAGGGAUCCGGUCUCACGACGGACGCCAAGGGCGAGGUCGUGGCGUACGGCAUCCGUCAGUCCGUCGAUGUAUCCGACUUCAUCAAUCUACCGCGCCCGCCGAACACCAUCCGUGGCAACAUGUCCGGCUGCCAGACGUUCGGUAACAUGACGCAGACGAGUACGUCACGCCACAGCACGGUCGAGAUGUUCUCGCGUGCGUUCCUCGAGAUGGACGGCGACCUGCCUGUCAACGUGGCGGCGGCCGCGUACGCGGAGAAGCUCAUGGCCCUUGCCACCAGUAUGGAGUGCGCCAACGGUCACAAGCUCACGUGGAUGAUGAAGCAGGCCACGCGACAGGUGCGCCCCGGCACCGGCAGCGUGCUGGGCCGCAUGACGACGACCAGCCACUGCGCCAACUGCACGCGCAGCCUGAGCAAGUUCAGCACGUUGGUGUUGCAGCGUGGCGGCACGUGCCAAAUCUGCCGUCGCGUGCUCUGUAGCAAGUGCUCAGUGAGCAAGAAGAUCUGCGUGGGUCUUGGCAGUGAAGUACUGCAGAAGUCGAUGCUCUUCUGUCUCUCGUGUUUGCUGGAGGCCAAGUCGCUUCCUGCACGGAAUGUGGCCAUCGACAAGCUCAACUGGUAGACUCGUGGCUAAGGCGUGGAGCUCUUGUGUAGAUAGAUAUUGAAUUUAUGCAAAUGAGUAUUAGUUCCAUUUGAUUGCCGUGC
Molecule: messenger RNA, 1518 nt
Organism: Phytophthora nicotianae INRA-310
Lineage: Eukaryota; Oomycota; Peronosporomycetes; Peronosporales; Peronosporaceae
Exons: 1
Coding region: 176-1435 (419 amino acids)
Source: RefSeq, a predicted model, not a curated record